AAGCCCUCCUGAUGCGAGGGAGUUGAGAUGAAGUGGUAGGAGCGGAGCGCGAAGGGGAAUUUACGGCGUUAAGUGUGAGGCCCAGAGUGGAGGGGAGGAAGGCAUAGCGCACUCGGAGUCAUGGAGCAGGAGUUCGCGGAGAUCGACAAACAGGGCAACUGGGCGAUGCUUUACCAGGAAAUCCGACAUCAAGCCAGUGACUUCCCUUGUAAAGUAGCCAAGCUUCCAGAAAAUAAAAAUCGGAACAGAUAUAGAGAUGUCAGCCCCUUUGAUCACAGUCGAAUUAAGCUACAACAAGGUGAUAAUGAUUAUGUGAAUGCAAGCUUGAUUAAAAUGGAAGAGGCACAAAGGAGCUACAUUCUGACUCAGGGUCCUCUUCCAAAUACCUGUGGUCAUUUCUGGGAAAUGGUUUGGGAGCAGAAAUCUAGGGGCGUUGUCAUGCUCAACAGAGUGAUCGAAAAGGGAUCAGUAAAAUGUGCACAGUACUGGCCAAGUAAAGAAGGAGGAGAAAUGAUAUUCCCAGACACCCAAUUCAAGUUAACAUUAAUUUCUGAAGAUGUGAAAUCAUAUUAUACAGUGCGGCAAUUAGAAGUGGAAAACCUUGCUACCAAAGAAACCAGGGAAAUAUUGCACUUUCAUUAUACCACAUGGCCUGAUUUUGGAGUUCCAGAAUCACCUGCUUCAUUCCUGAACUUUCUUUUCAAAGUGAGGGAAUCUGGCUCAUUAAAUCCAGAGUACGGACCUAUUAUGAUUCAUUGCAGUGCAGGGAUAGGACGAUCUGGCACUUUUUCUUUGGUUGAUACUUGCCUCCUUCUGAUGGACAAGCGGAAAGAUCCUUUGUCUGUGAAUAUUAAAGAAGUUUUAUUAGAAAUGAGGAAGUAUCGUAUGGGUCUCAUUCAGACAGCUGAUCAAAUGCGUUUCUCCUAUAUGGCUAUUAUUGAAGGGGCCAAAUUCAUUAUGGGAGACUCCUCUGUGCAAGAACAGUGGAAAGAGCUGUCUAAUGAAGAUCUUGACCCGCCUCCAGAGUAUAGUCCUCCACCCCCACGGCCUCCCAAAAGGACAACUGAGACACUGAAUGGUAAAACACCAGAUCAUAGAAUAUCCUUUCCUGACCCAAAUGAAAGAACUUGUGAGAAGAAACAGGAAGAAAGUCAUGAUGGCGUAGUGAACCAACGCACCAGGUCAAGGGCAGAAAGUUCAGAGCCAGAAAUUCGGAAGAGGCACGUUGGCGCAAGUGCAUCUAUGCCCACGGAGACAAGUGAACAAGUGAAUCCAGGAAGAAGUGAAGAAGAUGAGGUGGUGGUGGAAGAGAAAAACUCAUGUUCACAUUGGAAACCUUUUAUGGUUAAUGUAUGUGUGGUCACUGCUCUUACAGCUGGGGCUUACCUCUGUUACAGGGUAUGCUUUCAUUGACAAAUACUCCAGAAAUAAUGUAUGUAUUACAGUACAGUAAAUAGAAAAUAUUUGCUGUUUUGGAAAACUGGAGGGUCCAUGUCUUAAGAAGCAAACUUAGUUUCUGAGACUGGAGCUUGGGCGCAGUUAUAGGGAUAUGAUGAUGAUGAUGAUGAUGCACUAUAGUUUGUUGUAGUUCCAUGGUCCCAAGAGCAUAACAAUCAAAUCUCAGGGCCUUGAAUAUUCAGGAGAAAGCAGUAAAAAUGCCAAAUAGCUCUUUUUUUUUAAAAAAAAGUAUGUGUGUGUGUGUGUGUGCGCGCGCGUGCGAGUGUGCUGGGAUAGGGCAAAAUAGUGUUGUAUACUGCAAUCUUUUGAUAUUGAGAAACUAAUCAUGUUCAGACAUAAUCAUAUCCUGUAACCCUGGUGUACUUAAUUCAUAAUUACAAUAUUAGUGUACGUUUUGCUGUUUUUACAUCCAAAUGAAAAAUGCCCAAUAUGUUCUUUAGAAACAUGAUGUAGCAUUUAUAUUAAACUUGUAUUUUCUUCCCAAACACCUCUCAAUAAUCGAAAAUAUAUCUUUUCUUAUGGAGUUUGGGCUGUGUCUGUGGUGAAAUUGCAUUAAUCCCAGCAAAGCUUUGGCUUUAUCUUACUGCUUUUGUUAAAACAGGUUUGUUAAGAGGCUUCCACUGCUGCUCAGGGUAUCUCAGCAAAUAGACCUCUUCAACUGUAUCUGAUAAACAUUUUGCAUUACACAUGUACUUGUUUGAGCACAGACCAUCAGAAAGCAAAGCAAAUUAACUCACUUUUAGCCUUUAGUUUAUUCAGUGACAGUAAUAAUGGAGGAGGGGUAAUACAAAAUGCAAACAUUUCCACCAGCAUUUUUACAGCUGCACCACAAAUAAAAUUUAAAUUGCUAUGUUUUUAACUGAACAUUUUUCCACUCCAUAUUUAUUUGUAAUUGUUGUCAAUUUUUUAACCAUCUAUGUAUUAUAAAUAUAGCAUUUUUCUUCAGCCUUGUAUCAAAGGCUCAAAGAUAAGUAAAAUAAGAUACCUCAUCAGUACUGAAAGCUGACCACCAGCUCCCUUGUAGAGCAUACGGUGCCAGUACUUAAUCUGAGGAGAAAUUGUAAGUAGUCAAUAUAUAGUCUGUUGUCUUCAGAAAAUAAAAGAAUUAACAUUUUUGGAUUAUGUAUAUCAAAGUACAGGGAUACUAAUAAUAUAUAAUAGGAGAUUAGUGUGUAAGCUAUAGAUUUGCUUUUUAGAAUGAUUAUCAAUGGUCUGGGUGUAUUUUGUAUCCUGGCAGUUGUAUAUUGAAUAUCGGUGCAGUAGAGUGCAUGCAGACUCCAUUAGUGUCAUUUAAAUAUGAAAUUGCUUGGAAUACAAAAGAUCUAUAUCUUAAUUACUACUGUGAACAUGUGUAGCAUACAUUGAAAAUCUUUGCAUGAUUGUUCUGGUUGGUAGUAUUGACAGUGGUUAUGACCAUUAACAAGUUGUUCCUUCAGUGGUUGAUUUCUCUGGCGGGUGUUUAUAUAACAGCUAGCAUAUCUGUGUUUCCAAUGAGUAUGGCAUGUGUGUUUGUAUAUAUAUUUAUCUCGUGUGUAUUUUUUUAAUCAAAUGUAAUUGAGAUGUCACAUUUCGGGUAGGUAGGAUCAAGUCCAGACAUUCCAAAUCGCCUGCAGGGCUUGUUCAUGUCUCACUUCCUGUUGUCUUAAGCGGGGCACAGUUCAGUAGUUGUUUAAUUUUGUUAGAUAAGGUUCAAUGUUUGGAGGUUUUUUUUAAAUCAGUGGCUCUCAACUAGGCUGUAUUCCUGUACAGAAAUAUGACUGGCUAAUCUGGUGACUUCCUACAUGUGUAUAAAUUACCAGGUUUUUGGCUGAUUUUGAGGCACUUUGUAGAGUUUCAAUCAAACAAGUCUACAUUUUAAUAGCCUAGAUCAAUGUUAAACCCUCAGCACGGAGGUAUUAUUUGAAUUCAGUCUAGAGGAAAUGAGUGAAUAAGCUCAGUGUAAGAUGUUAAAUUUAAAAAGGCUCUUGUAUACUUGUGUAGUUAUAGUGUAUGUACAGAAAAUUAAAAGUUGGGUCUGAUAUAUCUGUUAAAUACUAAAUAGCUGCUUUAACGUAAAUGAGCUAUUGAGCUGCUGUGCUACAUGCCUUAAUUAAAAUGCUCCCUGGAUCUUGCUGUUUCCAGCAUAGUCAUGCCAAUAAGAUAAUUGAACAGACCAAACAAUUAGAUUGUGUCAUUAAAUGUUUUGCACAUUUUGAUACCAUGAACUGAUUGUGGACCAUUAAUAAAAUGUAAAUUUUUCACAAAAAUGAUCUUUAGCAAUUUUGUCGAAGUUGUGGUUUAUCUUCACCAAUUGGAAAGGAAGUAUGGUGCACAUACCUGUAAUUUUUAGCACUCUUCAGUGCCUGUGUUCCAUCUGGAUACCCAACAUUUUUGUCCAUCCCUAUUUGUCUUUGAAUUGGGUGGCUUGCUAGCCCACUUUAGUCUGCAGUGGAUCUGAAGUCACAAAGACCAUGCUGCAUAAAGAUGACCAGUUUCUUUCCCUAAAGAAUACUUAUGAGCGAGAUAUGUUUUAUGGCAGUUUCAUGGAACCAUUAUUGAUGCCAGUUUUUUCUUUUUAAUUCCUUCAGUGUGGCAUUGAUGGCUACGCUGCCAUUUAUUGCCCAUUCCUUACUGCCUAGAGGGCAGUUAGAAAUCAAUCAUUACUGCAUGUCUGGAGUCACAUAUAGGCCACACCAGGUAAAGGUGACAAUUUCCUCCCUAAAGGACAUCAGUAAUCCAGAUGGAUUUUUCUGACAGUAGAUUCAUGUCAUCAUUUGAUUUUUAAUUCCAGAUUUUUAUUGAAUUAAAAUUCCAUGAUCUGCACUGACUGCAUUCAAACCCAAGUCCCCAAAACAUUAUCUGGUUCUCUGGAUUAACAGUCCAGCAAUGGUAUCACUAGGCUGUCCCUCCCCAGAUUUUAUUUGAAUUUAAAAUUCAUCAAUUGCUCUGGUGAGAUUUAAAGCUAGAGCACUCGUUUGUGCCUCUAGAUUGCUAAUCAACAUUACUACUGGGCCACUGCCUCCCCCAGUCCAGUGACCAAAUGCAUAAGACUUGGAUCUUAUGGAAUGUCAGCAUUUGAAGAGUAGCACAUGUUAAGUAUGAAAUAACCUUUACCUCCCAAAGACCCCUCUGUGAUGCUGACUGAAUGAGGAAAGCAAGGCGGAAAGUAUAAAAUCAUUGAAAUCAUAACUCUGGUACUGUUGCUCAAUGUGGAGACCUAAUUCAACCUUCCUUUAAUUUGCAGUGAUCAAUAUUCUUGCUAGCAGCAAAUUUACUAACUUAUGAAAAUAUCUGUAUGUCAUCAAUUUUCAUGCAAUCAAAGCUUGUAAUUGGGAUAUUUUGGUUUAUUCAAGUUUAAAAAAGAUGAACUUAGUCAAAUAUGCAAAAGUGUAUAGGGGUGAAUUUGAUCCAGGGUUUCUAGUGGAUUUUGAAUGAACAAGCAAACUUCAGUAUUUGUGUGCCAUAGUUUAUUGUUCUGAAAUCUUGAGUUUGAAGAUUUAGGGCAAUGCCAAAUGCAAUUUUAACAAUCCGUUCCACAAAGGAAGUUAUGGCCAGGAGACAAGUCAACAUUGUAGAAACUGGCUUGUAAACUCUGCACCACCAUUCAUUUGAAUCAUCAAUUUUUCGACAGGCUUGUUGCUGUCUACCUGUAGAGAAUUGAAGAUGGUCAUUCGUAGAGUCUUACAAUACUGAGUUGUGUUAAAGUUUCAGCAGUAAGCAUGAGCCUCUGUGUCAUUUGACCAUGUUUUGUCAUCCAUCCCAAUAAAUAAAAGAAAAAUCAACAACGUUGCUCUUAUACAAUAGUCACAUGAUUGCUAGAAUAUAGUCCAGUUAUCUGACUUCUAUUAUCCUGGACCUGAAGAGGCCACUGAGUCAACAAGUGUGUACUUUCUCUGUUCCUCUCUUUGAUUACCAUAACAAUAAGAAAUAGGAGUAGAGUCAGACCAAUCAGUCCAUCAAGGCUGCUCCGCCAUUCGGUCAUGGGUGAUGCAUUUCUCAAACCCCAUGCUCUUUAUCAUCUUCCCAUAAUCCUUGAUCCCCUUACUAUCAAUAACUUAUCUAUUUCUGUCUUAAAGGCAUUCAAUGAAUUGGCUUCCACAGCCUUCUAUAACAGUGAAUUCCACACAUUCACCAUCCUCUGGCUGAAUAAAUUUGUUCCCUCUAUGUAUGUUGUAUAGGACUGAUCUGAAGUGCUGUGAUUAAAGUGAUAGCCUUGGUAGGAUAAUGGAGCAGUUGCUCUGAGAACCUUUCUUUGGAAACCUAGUGACAAGGUUUUAAAAAACCUUGAUUUUGUUUAGCUGGUGAUUAUUUUUGCAUGUCGGUUACAGCAGACAUGGCUGACAGUGUGGUUUGAAAUGUGCAAUUUAAUUAAUCUAAGACUAAACAGCAAGAUCUAAAAUUCUACACCACCUUCAGAAUAGAUUUGUUGAAAUGAGCUGUUGAAAGGAAUAGAAUAUCGUUAAUGAAGUAAAUAAUUUUUGGGAAGCUGACCAUAAGUCAGUUUUACUAAAUGCCUAGAUGCUGCAUAAAUGGAAAGAGACUGAUCUUCUAGUGCUCUGCCAGAGCACAGAUCCCAAUGUUCAGUUAGUGUUUUUCCACCUUCAGCCCUCUAUAAGCCUCAUGCCCUUUAACUUUAAAUCUAUGACCCCUGGUUAUUGAUCGUUCUACUAAGGAGAAACUGUCUUUCUAUCUUCCCUCUCUAUAUCCCUCAUACGUUUGUAGACCUCAAUCAGGUCCCCCUUCAGCCUUCUCUGCUUUAAGAAAAACAACCCAGCUCAUGUAGUGUCUCUUCACAACUGAAACUGUCCAGCCCAGACAACAUCCUGGUAAAUAUCCAUUACUAUUGAGUACAAUCUCAUCCUUCAUAGUGUCAUCUGUCAUCAUUUGAAUACAGAAAUAGGCAGUACAAAUAAAGUCAAGAAUCUGAUGUGUCGUCUUAAUUACUUUAUCCCCACCUGUCCUGUUGCCUUCAAGAAUCUGUGGCAAUGCACACCAGUAUCCCAUAAUCUUUUUUAUCUCUAUUGGCCCAACAUUCAUUGUGUACUCUUCAUUCCUUAGUCUUUCCAAAAUGCAUCACCUCUCAGUAUUUUCUGGAUUUAAUUCCAUCUGUAUUGCCCUACAAAUCGGGCUUUCCUUCUUGCUAUUUACCACACAAUUAAUUUUAAUCUCAUGCAAACUUACAAAUCAGACCUCUUACAUUCAUGUCUAAACCACAAAUGUAUACUACAAACAGCAAGGGACCAAGCACCAAAUUCUACUGCUGGAACAGGCUUCCAAAAACAACCUUUGACCAUUACGUUCUACCUCCUGCAACUAAGCCAAAUUUAGGUCCAGUUUGCCAAUUGCCUUAGAUCCCAUGUGUUCUACCUUAUUGCCCAAUGUUCCAUGUGAGUCCUUACCAAAGUCCAUGUAGAUCACAUCCACUGCACUAUCCCCACCGAUACCUCGUCAGCUUUUUGACUCCCAAAUGCUCCAAUGUUGAUUAUCCAACAAGUAACUACUCCCAGUCUACUUUGCCAAAACCGGUCUCAUCAUAUUAAAAUCAGCUUUUCCCCCAAUUCAAAAUUUUAUUUCUGGUCCAGGUUAUAAUCUAAAAGGUUUAGUCAGAAGCACUAGCUUUUGGAGUGUUGCUCCUUCAGGUGGUAUAGACUCAGAAUUUGUAGCAAAGGUUUAGUGUGAUGU
Hemiscyllium ocellatum (epaulette shark) is the source of this 7119-nucleotide messenger RNA. RefSeq names its product tyrosine-protein phosphatase non-receptor type 1-like. Gene Ontology annotation, molecular function: protein tyrosine phosphatase activity. Gene Ontology annotation, biological process: protein dephosphorylation. The record is from RefSeq and is a predicted model, not a curated record. NCBI's taxonomy places the organism in Eukaryota, Metazoa, Chordata, Chondrichthyes, Orectolobiformes, Hemiscylliidae. The coding region runs from base 121 to 1413 and encodes 430 amino acids. The transcript is spliced from 9 exons.